This is a messenger RNA of Soboliphyme baturini, 207 nucleotides long. Lineage: Eukaryota; Metazoa; Nematoda; Enoplea; Dioctophymatida; Soboliphymatidae. The record is from the annotation of a GenBank genome assembly.
AUGGCGCCGAAACAACGUAUGAAAGUCGCGAAUGAGUUCUACAGCAAAAACGUCACUCAGCGAGGCAACGUCGCAAAAACUUUGAAGCAACAAGAAGACAAAUAUGCUGCAGCGCCAUGGCUAAUCGGACUGUUUGUUUUUGUUGUAUGCGGUUCAGGUAAGCGAUUUUGCAUAUUUUUUUCUCAAAGUAAAUUUUAUUUCCGGUAA